Lithohypha guttulata is the source of this 1932-nucleotide messenger RNA. RefSeq lists its product as uncharacterized. The transcript has a single exon. Gene Ontology annotation, molecular function: telomerase inhibitor activity; G-rich strand telomeric DNA binding. NCBI's taxonomy places the organism in Eukaryota, Fungi, Ascomycota, Eurotiomycetes, Chaetothyriales, Trichomeriaceae. The record is from RefSeq and is a predicted model, not a curated record. Gene Ontology annotation, cellular component: nuclear telomere cap complex; chromosome, telomeric region. Gene Ontology annotation, biological process: telomere capping; regulation of telomere maintenance via telomerase. Bases 1 to 1932 code for a protein of 643 amino acids.
AUGGCUCUACGAGUGCCAGCAAGCUUUAUCAAUGUCGCCGACGCGUAUGCCAGUCGGGAUGAGCCCCCGUACAAUGUCAUGGGUGUUUGUGUCGACUACCUUCCACCUGCCCAAUCAUACGGGACUGAUCUUGCGAUGAAGAUCAACCUGUGGGAUGUGAGCUGUAACGACUGUACAGAUUUAGGCAAUGAUGGAAUGCUAACCAGGAUGUUCUACAAGAAGAAAUAUCGGUUUCCAGCAGUCCAUGAGAUCGGUGAUCUUGUGAUUUUCCGAGGACUAAAGACAUCCAACAAAAAGGGUACGUGGAUGGGUCUGACCAGUCCAGCAUCUACAUGGGUUGUGAUAAAUGGCCUCAGUCUUCUUGACAGCACAGAUCCAGCCUUUGCUGACGUCGAACUGAGAAAACCCUACGAACCAGUUCUUGAUAGUCGAUCAGGUCGGGGGCCUCGGCCCACACCUAGCGAGUUCGAGUAUGCCAAAUCACUACUGCAGAUGAGAGAUCGAAACACCCUACGUGGGCCACCCAAGAGUACUGCUCUGGACCAGGCGACAAUCAUCAAGGCGAAUGGAGGUACUCCUCGAGUUACACAAUCCUCGAAAUUUCGACUAGUUAAAGAUAUCAUUGAUCCGCCUAGCCAUUCUGGAUCUCAGUUUGUCGACCUCCUUGGAGAGGUAGAGAGGUGUUUCUAUACUACUAGACCUGUUGAGCUGAAAAUAUCCGACUAUACAGAACACCAUCUGUUGUACGACUACGGAGCCGAAGGUCAAGACGGUGAUGAGUUCGGGUAUUUGCAAGCAAAGAAGAACAAGAAUGGAUGGCAAGGACCUAGUGGUAGAAGGACUAUCACUGUUAAUUUGUGGGACAGCUAUGCUGAACAUGUCCGAGAUCUGGCUCAAAACGAGCAGUUCAAGCUAGGUUCGCUGGUGCGAAUCAAGAACGUGCAUAUAGCGAUGCACAAAGGUGGCGCAUAUCUCGAGGGCCAUCUUAGAGGCGCAGGUUGCUCAGGCAGUGCAAUCAAGUUUUUCGAUCCUACGAUGGCCAAAGACGAAGCGUCAAAGAGCCUAAUGGCAAGGAUACGCGCAUAUAGAGAGACAGCACAGUCUAGAGAGCUCAAGUCGAAGCGACCAGCAGAGGUAGAGCCUGAGCGGCAGCCGCCCACUAAAAAAAGCAAGAACCAGAAGAAAAGAGAGAGAAAGGCGCAAGCAAACAGAGGGUUGGAGGCUACUACACAAGCAAAACCAACCUCGAACCAGCACGUUAGGUGCGAGGCUAUCAAUGUCGGUUUGACUACAAUAACAGAUAUCAUGGACGCACGACAACUCGAGCGUAACACAUCGGCAGGAAACGCCUACAAGAUGCCGUUUCAGAACUGCAAAUAUAGAAGCGAGGUACAAGUGGUUGACUUUUUUCCAGAUAAGCUUGAGGACUUUGCUGCACCGUACCGACAAUCAGAUCGGACAAUGUCUGACGCGGAAAAGGUGGCAGGCUCGGGGGACUCACCCGAAUCAGCUCAGUCUGAAGAUGGAGAUGAGGAUCGAGUCGCGAAGUGGGAAUGGCAUUUCUUCCUUAUGGUUCGAGAUCCUACUCCUUCGAAGUUAGACAAUGGCGAAGUACCAACGAUGCUAUUACAGGUUGCUGGAGGCGAUGCUGAAUAUUUGCUAAACAUGGAGGCUUGCGAUCUGAGAACGAACGAUAAAGAGUUCGGGCAAUUGAAGGAGAAAUUGUUUGUGUUAUGGGGUGACUUAGAAGAAAAAAAGACUGAGCACCAAAAGUCGGGCCUCGAGCUCGAAGAAACAGCAGUCACAAUAUCGUCCACACCAUUCGAAUGUAUGAUUAGGGAGUUUGGAAUUCAGGCACACUCUGAAUAUGGAUCAAUUGUGAAGGAUAAAUGGGAGAGGACAUUCGGCUUGUUCAAGACGAAUAUCGGUUGA